Esox lucius (northern pike) is the source of this 1186-nucleotide messenger RNA. RefSeq names its product CD209 antigen-like protein C. The transcript has 6 exons. NCBI's taxonomy places the organism in Eukaryota, Metazoa, Chordata, Actinopteri, Esociformes, Esocidae. The record is from RefSeq and is a predicted model, not a curated record. The coding region runs from base 238 to 1008 and encodes 256 amino acids.
CUGCACCCAUUUUAAUCUGACCACUUUGUGUAUGCAAUCAUUAGGUUCUAUGAGGAGAAAUAAUUCAUAUCUAGGAUUAACAACUGUCAUUCCUUUAAAUAUCUGCUUUCACCGGUGGUUGAAUGAUAAGACUUUCUUGUUCCUCUGUUGUUUCCUGUUUGAUAUUGCCAGCAACUUCUCAGUCAACGUGUCAGUGUGAUUAAUCCUAUUUGUUAAGGGCAGCAUUUUGCAGAGAAAAUGCAGGACGUAUCUGAUAAAAUUUAUGUGAAUUAUAAAGAUUCUUUCUCUUUAAGUGGAGGUGACGGCAACGGAAAGAAGGGAGACCCAGGCUCCACUCCUCAACAUAGAAACCCAGUCUCCUCUCCUCAUCCUGGGGCAACAGUCUCUCUCCCCAGACGGAUCAAGGUCCUGAUGGUUGUUCUCAGUCUCUCCGUGCUCUUUCUUCUCUGUGCUCUGGGUGCUACGUGGAGCCUCUACGCCAGUAAGAGCAACCAGUUUGAUUCAGUGAAGGCAAUUCACAGUAACCUCUCAGCAAGCCUACAGAAUUUCAAAUAUUGUAAACCCUGUCCUGAGGGCUGGGUGUCUCAUGGAGGGAAAUGCUACUUCUUCUCCACUGAUGAAGUGAACUGGACUCAGAGUCGGGAUCACUGUGUCUCUAUGGGAGGUCACCUGGUCAUCAUCAACAGCCAAGAGGAACAGACUUUUUUGUAUUCAAGCACUAAGAACAAAACACACUGGAUCGGACUGAACGACUUGGAGACUGAAGGACGGUGGCUCUGGGUGGACAACAAACCUCUGAGUCAAACUGGAGUGCAAUUCUGGUUUAUUUGGCCAAAUGGGGUAAAGAAGGAGCCUGAUAACUGGACCAAAUAUGACCCAGAGGGGGAGGAUUGUGCUGCUCUGGGGAAUGAUGUUGUUGGUACCUAUGUGUGGUUUGAUGCCUCUUGUAAACAAUUGAAGAGAUUUGUCUGCGAGACAGAUAAAGGCUUAGUCUUCAACCGUGAAUGAAACUGCAUAUUUUUGUCUGAAUUAAACAACAAAUCAUGGAGUUUUCUACAACAAAUCAGUGACACUGCGCAGUGACACUGAGGGAGCAGUUAAAGUACAGUUCACCCUGUACAUCCCAUAACAUACAAUACACUGUAUAAUGACAAUGUUAAGUUCAUUUAAUUAAAGCAAUGUGGGG